UUGAGUGUUCAUAAAAUUUGAAAGGUUAAAGUGCAGUUGUCAAAGGAUAAAAACGUUUUGUUUAUAUUAAUUUAUUUUACCUAUAAGAAUGGAAGAAGAAAUGGUAUCGAGAUAUCACUACUUUCAAGGACAGAAUCCAGAAAAUACCAAAAUUUCUGAUAGGACCCACGCUUUACAUAUAACGGGAGGAGCUUGGAAGAAAAUUAAUACACAUUUGGAUAGGAAAAAGUUGGCUAGAGAAGUAUUAGAAAAAGAAGAGAGACACAGAGCGUAUCUGGAUGAUGGAUCUAAGGCUAUGAUUAAAAAUUGGGCUAAUUCUUUAGAGAAUAUAAGAAAACGGAAGGAUGAGGAACGUAUCCAGGCGAUAGAAAAUGAAAAAGCAGAAAGGGCCAGGAAGUUUCAUGAACUACGCAAGGAGCAGGAAGAAAUACGUAAAGCAUUUGUGGAAAAAGCAAAUAGAAAUAUCUUUAUGAAUAAAGGGAAUGCCAAACAAUUAACCAGUGCCUUCAUCAUGAGUGAAGUUUUCUAUGAGCGAGAAAGACAGAAAGAAUUCAAACAAUUUUUAAAGGAACACGAAGAGGAGGAGUAUGCACAGGAAGUUGAGAAUGUUCGAGAGGUAGCAAGGGAAGCCGCUGAAGAGGAGAAAGAACAUAUAGAGAAAGAGAAGAAAAAGAAACUGGAAAUGGGAGAAUACUUUAGAAAAGAGCUAGAAGAGAAAAACAGGAAGGAAAAAGAAAGAGCUGAUCAGAGAAGAAGAAGAGAAGAAAGGGAAUAUGCCGAUGCAUUAAACGAAAUGAAGUGCAUAGAACGAAAGACUUUAGAUAUGAAAUUAAAGAAAAAGGAGGAAUUGAUGCAACAGAUGCAAAAACUUUUGGAAGUUGAGCGGCAGAAAAAGGUAAUUUCAGAAACAGAAGAACAGGAAUUGGAUGACGUAGUACGAGCUUACCGAGCUACUAAAGAAAGGAUAGAUUGCAGAACAAAAAUGAGAGAAAAAGAGAUUAGAGAUGAAGCAAUAGAAAUAAGAAGAAAGAUGGCUGAAAAGGCAAAAGCUGAGCAAAAUGAACAGCUAGCAGAAGAAAAAAGGGAACGUAUUUUCCAAAAGGCUGUUAAAGAAUUUGAUGAACUGGCAAUACAAAAAGAUGCUGAAAAGGCCCAACGUCUUGCUCAAGAAGCAAGUGACAAGACGGAAAAUUAUAAAGAACAUUUGAAGAAAGAGGAGGAACGAAUAAAAACAGAAGCAGAAUUACGUAAAUGGGAAAUGCUGAACCGCUACAAAACCACUGAUGCUAUGGACAAAUUUGAUAAGGAUGCCAAGAUGGAACGCAGGAAUAAAAUACUGAAGUAUAGAGCUGAUCUUUUGGAACAAAUGGCAGAAAAUGAAGCAGUGAGAAAGAAAGAAGAGGAAAUCGACAAGAUUCUUACUCAGGCAAUGAGUAAAACUGACGACGAUAAAUUCUUUGCAUAUGCAGAUGAAAUUUUAGCACAAGAAAGAAAAACUGGAAGAUCAACAUAUCCAACUGAGAAAGCUAUCAUUGGUUAUAAGAAAAAUUUUAAUAUAUUGCCGAGGACAGAUAUAAAAUUUGAAGCAUACAAAACCUCUAAAGAAAGAAACGCAGUUGAUAUUUGUAAGCAGUAUGCAAAUGAAAUGCUACAAAAACGUAAAUGUAAAUGCCGACAAUCAACAAAGUAAUCACUUUAAAUCACAAAACAUUUUAUAUUAAGAAUUUCUUACAAAA
Messenger RNA from Diabrotica virgifera virgifera (western corn rootworm), 1736 nucleotides. RefSeq names its product cilia- and flagella- associated protein 210-like. Lineage: Eukaryota; Metazoa; Arthropoda; Insecta; Coleoptera; Chrysomelidae. The record is from RefSeq and is a predicted model, not a curated record. The transcript has 9 exons. Bases 89 to 1690 code for a protein of 533 amino acids.